This is a messenger RNA of Botrytis byssoidea, 1638 nucleotides long. RefSeq lists its product as uncharacterized. The transcript is spliced from 5 exons. The record is from RefSeq and is a predicted model, not a curated record. Bases 1 to 1638 code for a protein of 545 amino acids. NCBI's taxonomy places the organism in Eukaryota, Fungi, Ascomycota, Leotiomycetes, Helotiales, Sclerotiniaceae.
AUGCCUUCAGACGGUAACCAGAUUGAUGGUUGGAACUGCACAAAUUAUCCUGAUUUAAAAGCAAAUCCUGAUAUUGGAGGUAUUGGGACAAUAUCCUCGUUUGUUGUUUCGGCAUAUCUCACCCUAAUCUGCUGUAUCAGCAAAGCUAGGAUUGAUUACCUCCGUUCUCCAGACAAAACGACACCAACGCUAGAUAUAUGGUCAUUUGCUCUUGGAAGAUUGAUCCUAUCUUUCAGUGAUCAGCAAGUUAUCGUAGGAAUAGCAGUUCUUUUAGCUGGCCUUUCGCAAUUGUCAUCAGGUCUUAACAAUUAUCACUGGAUAACAGUAUUGAAUCUUGCCUGGUUUUCUGGAUUUGUACACAUAUUGACCCUCACGGCCAUGCGAGUAGAAAAUCGUUCUAAAAACAAAAUCCGAAACAUUCGUCUAUGUGCUAUGGGAAUCCUCGCCUUCAUACUACUAUGCAUGAUGUACACUGUUGGAUUGGCCACUGGCAGAGCAACUGUAACCUUCCCCGAGCAACCCGGGGUUAAAAGCGAGCUGAUAACAACUCCUCCGUCGAAUCUCCCAGCAUGGUGCUUGUUUCAACCGGGAACUACAUGGAAGAUUCAAGGCAGCCCAGUCUCUAAGCUGGUGUACAAUUGGCUUUACGUUGCGCUGGCUCUUCUCAUUCUUAUAUAUAGUUAUGUAACACGAGCAUUACUUUUAUACUUCGAUAGUCUAGGGCAAGUGGUAUUUCCAGUGGUCAAACUUCUACGCCUUGAUAAAUUAGCCGACUUUGGUAAACGUCACGGAUUUCCAGAGAUAAAAUCCAUCGAACGUAGAUUGGAAGGCAUGGGUAAGUCUUGGGUGAGCUAUAGAAUACUUCGAUCGCUCUAUACACUCUUCCUUGCAUUGAAACAGUCGUUUAGUUCAACUUUAUGGGAGCUCGGAUGGUUGUCAUUUGCUCUCGCUUGGGGCACAGUUCGUAUUUUUACUGUCCGUGAAAGCAGUGGUCUUCAACCGUCGAAUGAGGAGAAUAUUUGGGGAUUCGGCCAAGUUCUUGCCUUACUACUUUUAGUCCUACGGUUCUUGAACUUAUAUGAAGCAUUAAAUACUCAUCCAAAAGCGGAUUCGUUAAAGAAAAACUCUUCAACAGGAGCACAAAUUGACCUCGUUGUCUCCAGUAGUCAUGACAGCCUACCGAUGACAGCCGUCCUUCUAUCUCAGACCGACUCGACCAUUCCAAAUAUGUCACAGGAACCUCGGAAAUCGCAAGUACAGAUAAGCAUCAUCAACGAAGUUUGGUUCAAUAAAUUAAUCAUCACUGUGUACGGUAUGUGCAUCUCACUAGGAUCUAUUGCAAUCUGGGUGAUCCCUGCUUCAUCUCCCAUCAAUUUGAUGGCAGGACGAAACGGAAAUGGGAGCUUCUACAUGGGAGUAUUCGCAGAAUGGAUUCUUUUCGAUUGCGCUAUACUUUGGCUGGCUACCUUGAUAUUCAUUGAUCAUGAUAUCCAAACGUUCUGGGGUAGGUUCCUACUAGGCAGGAUGCUGGCUAAGAGAUCUUUUGUUUGGUGGAGCCUCAUCAUCCUUGCCGUGCUUGCAAUGUCAAGUUAUUUUAUUUUCCAGCGAUUGGAACCCGUCUAUCCUCAAUUAUCGUAG